Molecule: messenger RNA, 2659 nt
Organism: Carassius auratus (goldfish)
Lineage: Eukaryota; Metazoa; Chordata; Actinopteri; Cypriniformes; Cyprinidae
Product: neuropilin and tolloid-like protein 2
Exons: 10
Coding region: 164-1774 (536 amino acids)
Cellular component (GO): postsynaptic density
Molecular function (GO): ionotropic glutamate receptor binding
Source: RefSeq, a predicted model, not a curated record
UUUUACUGCUUUCAAAUGGAUUUUUUCGAAUUUAUUGCAGGAAGGAGAUACUUCUUUAUUCGUGAAAUCUGUUGCAGAGGCGUGUUGAGACGGUCUGACUUGAUGCCAUUGAAAAUGUAGAUAAACAAUCUCACAAGAGCAAAAGUGUUCGGUGAAAGUGGAAAUGCAUGAGGCCUUGGUUCUGCUUAUCCUGAUAGAGGAGGGUUUCGCAUUGGCUCAGAAAACUCAAGCUUUGCCUCAGAAUGUAGCUGUUGAGGAUAAGAAACCUGCUCACUGCGGAACUAUGAUCCAGACGGCAAAUGGAGGAUCAUUCAGUUCUCCAAACUACCCCAACACUUACCCACCAAACAAGGAGUGCGUGUACAUACUGGAGGCCCAUCCACGGAAGAGAAUACAACUUGUCUUCGAUGACAUCUACUACAUCGAGCCGUCCUUUGAGUGCCGCUUUGAUAACGUUGAAAUCCGUGAUGGGCCGUUUGUUUUCUCUCCGUUGAUUAAUCGAUACUGCGGAGCAAAGAGUCCAGGAAUCGUCACCUCCUCCGGACGCUUCAUGUGGAUCAGGUUUACCAGCGAUGAGGAGCUGGAGGGCCUGGGCUUCAGGGUGGAGUAUUCAUAUACUGCAGAUCCUGACUUUCAUCUCCAUAUUGGGGGACUCUUGAAUCCCAUUCCAGACUGUCAGUUUGAAAUGUCUGGAUCAGAUGGUAUAAUCAGAUCUAGUCAAGUUGAGGAGGAAAAUAAGGUGAAAUCAGGGGAAGCACUGGAUUGUAUUUGGACCAUACGAGCUCCACCGAUGUCUAAGAUCUAUCUCCGCUUUCUGGACUAUCAGCUGGAGAACUCAAAUGAGUGUAAGAAGAACUUUGUUGCAAUCUAUGAAGGCAGUAAUGCCAUUGAAGACCUCAAGGCCAAGUACUGCAGCACCGUUGCCAACGACGUCACGCUUGACAACACUGUGGGAGUGGUCAGAAUGUGGGCCGACGAGAGCAGCAAAAUGAGCCGCUUCCGUCUGCUCUUCACGGUCUUUGCUGAACCUCCGUGUUUGGCCAACACAUUCUUCUGUCACAGUAACAUGUGCAUCAACAACACUCUGGUUUGUAACGGCGUUCAGAAUUGUAUGUUCCCCUGGGAUGAGAACAACUGUAAAGAAAAGAAGUCCAAAAGUUUCUUCCAACAUAUGAAUAAAACUCAUGGCACUGUGAUUGGAGUGGCGUCUGGCGUGGUCUUGCUUCUUCUCAUCAUAUCUGUAUUUAUACAAAUGAAGCAGCCAAGAAAAAAGGUUUUGAGCCGUAAAGGUUUGCAGGAAGUGCUGGAGCCUCCUCAGUACGAGCUGUUCUCCGUGAGGGAAGCGGAGCUGUCGGAGGAUCUGUCGGAGGAGCUGGAGAGUCUGCAGAAACUCCGCCGCUCCUCCAGCGUGUCCCGCUGCGUCCACGAGCAUCACUGUGGCGCUCCGAGCAGCGCUGCCUCCUAUGUCAUGGCAAGUAGAGUCCAUCGUCUCUCUCAGCCGUCUGAUGAGAUGAGUACGGUUGUUGGAGCCAGAGGCUGGGGCAGUUUCCAUGGACGCAGGAGCAGCUCACACUCGCACGCUUUCACGGACGACCCGCGAGCUCACGCUUACAGCGCGCAGAGUCUGCAAGAGGCACUUGAAAAUGAGGAGCUGGAGGGACGGGUGAUGGAGGAGAUCGGCUACAAUGAUUUAAUCACCCGUGGACACAACGUUGUGAUGGAACGGAACCAUGCCAACCCUGUCCAACACCGCUCCCUCUCUAUGGACUUCUGAGAGGAGCGGAAGUCAGCUGACACUUUAUUUGUCAUGUGAAAAAAUAAUAUCAUUCAUAGCUGUACGUUUACAUUUACCCACACCUUCUUUUUUAUUUUAUUUUUUUUAUAUUUUAUUUCAGUGAUUUUCUUCUCAUUCUCAGUACCUCCUUUGCCAUUCCUAUACUUGGUUUUAUGCCAAGUCCAGCAUUUUUUAUCGGUGUUAUUCUAAUUUCCCAAAGCAUAUUAUAUAAAAUAGACAUGUAGGUCUUAUUUUUUUAGUCCAUAUUUUUUGCAUAUAUUCAUAACCAGCAGGUCAUGUCUUUAUGUCACCAUGAGCCAGAAGAUUCUGUUACUAAUAAAUUAAUUUUGAUAGUUUAAUGCAAAGAAUUUUUCACUUACACUACCAUUCAAACUGUUUGUGGUACAGUAAAAUAACUGUUUUCUAUCUGAAUAUAUUUUUAAAUGUAAUUUAUUUUAGAAUUUUCUGCAUAAAAACUGAUACAUCUUUCAUUGUUCUAUAAUUAAUCUAAAAUUUAAAAGAUUUAUUUGAAAUGGAAAUAUUUUAUAACAUGUAUAAUAUUUACUGUCACAUUUGAUAAAUAAAUUAUAUGAUAUCAUAUCAUAUCAUAGUGUAUAUAUUGAGUUCUAGAGAUAGAACCACUGAAAAAUCAUCAGAAAUUGUUCUUUGUGAAGUAAAAGUUGUUUCUUUAGUAGACGGUUUGUAUGAGAGGUGGGGGGAAGGACUGUGGAUUGUGUCUGUAUUUAUUCAGUUUUGCUUUCUUUUCCCCUUUUCUUUGAACCGAUCUCAUCAGACUUAGUUUGGAGUGUGCUGUGAUGUUUGAUGUUGUGGUUGUGUGACGUAUGACGUACUGUAGAUAUUACUGUACAUGGUGGAUUACUGAAA